CUUCAAUGGGGAGGUAAGCAUGUGCGGAGUCAUGUGAUACACCCUCCAAAAAUGUAAACACAACUGUUCUGCUUGGUUAAAUAAAUUUGAGGAAAAUGCUUUGUAGAUGAUGGUGUGCUGCAACCUCGGUACUUACCUUCUGAUACAUUUUAGCUGAAUACAUGGUGUUGAUAAGUUAAAUAGUCCAAGGAACAGUGGUCAACAUUAAGUUUACCAGACAACAUUACAGUGCUGACAUCUAUGAAACCAGACAAUAUGUCAACAGUGGUACCAUUUACCAUGACAACUGAUUACAUCACCAAUGCCACCACCAUACCAUAUCACAGUACUACAGCAGCUUGUGAACACAGUGAUAUUCCGUUCUACUGGGGAUUUAUAACUGCGGCUAUAGCUAUAUUUUUCUAUGGUACCAACUUUGCUCCUGUUAAAAAGUUUGACACAGGAGAUGGCAUGUUUUUCCAGUGGAUACUGUGUAUUGCUAUAUGGUGCAGUGGUCUAGUUGUACAGAUGAUCAGGAAAAGCCCAAAGUUUUAUCCUCUUGCAAUGCUGGGUGGCCUGUUGUGGGAAACAGGAAACAUUUGUGUUGUACCUAUUAUAAAGACAAUUGGUUUAGGACUGGGACUGUGUAUCUGGGGAAUGACAAAUCUUCUCAGUGGCUGGGCAACAGGAAGGUUUGGACUGUUUGGUUUACAUGCAGACCCUCCAGACAACAAGGUGCUCAAUGAUAUUGGUGUCAUACUCGCUGUCUCCAGUGCUGUGAUAUUUGCCAUGGUGAAAGGUGAAGUAAGUACAGCUGGUGUGGAUCAAACAAUCACUGUUGAAGUGUCAUCAGAAAACAGUCCGCUGUUACAGAAUACUGCUAGACACAACGGGCCUACAUAUUCCAGUGUCCAUACAGAAGACCAUGAUGUCAUUGUAUUCAAUAAUGACAAACCCAGGGUAAACAGUAUUAACCAGGAAAGCACAACUGAAAAUGAAGAAAAUGAUGAAACGUUUGUAGACAGACUCAGUCCUGUGACUAAACGGAUAGUAGGUAUUUUGCUAUCAGCUAUAUCUGGAAUAUUUUAUGGUCAGAUGUUUACACCAGCAAUAUAUGUGCAAGAUAAUUAUGUUGGAGCAAGUCAGGAAGCGCUUGAUUACGUGUUUGCAACAUUUACUGGUAUCCUAGCAACAAGCACAGUGUACUUCCUAAUAUAUGCAGCAUUCAAUGGCAACAAACCAAAAGUCUAUCCACGUGCAAUAUUACCUGGGUUUGUUUCCGGUUUGAUGUGGGGAAUUGCUACCUCGUCUUGGUUUGUAGCUAACAAAGUGUUAUCAGAGUCUGUCGCUUUCCCUAUUGUGACAACAGGACCUGGCGUUGUGGCUUCAAUACUUGGAGUUGUAGUAUUCAGAGAAAUUCAGGGCCGAAAGAAUAUUCUGAUUCUUCUGCUGGGCAUGACAGUAACAAUCACAGGAUCCGUUCUGGCAGGGUUAUCAAAGAAAGAAAAGCAGUGUUGACACAGAAAAGCAGAUAUGCAAUGUAUGGACAUGAAUCGGCUAGGCUUGAUAGAAGCAUAAACAUUUGUUUAAAGUAAUGUGCGGUGUACUCCAUCAAACAUAUAAAUCAUGUAUAGCGUCAGGGUGCAAAAAUUAUUAAAGAUAUGUUUAAACUGAAAAAGAAAUCAGUGUGUCACAGUUUGACUUGUACAUACACUGAACAAUGUUUUCACUAGGUUUUUUGUUAAUCCCCUGCCACAAGUGGUAAGGGGAUUAUAGGAAUGGUCUCCGUCUGUGUGUCGGUCUGUCCAUCUGUAACAUUUUGUGUCUGCUAUGUAUUUUCUAAACCCCUGAAGGAUUUUCAUGAAACUUGGGUCAAAUAAUCACCUCAUUAAGACCAUGUACAGAACUCAUGAGUCAGUCAUGUCAGCUCAAGGUCAAGGACACAACUCAAGGUCAAAGGUUUGAGCCUUCAAUUUUGUGUCUGCUCUGUAUCUCCUAAACCCUUUAAAGGAUUUUCAUGAAACUUGGGUCAAAUGAUCACCUUAACAAAGCAAUAUGCAGAAAUCAUGAGUCAGCCAUAUCGGCUCAAUGUCAAGGUCACAACUCAAGGUCAAAGGUUUGAGCCUUCCAUUUUGUGUCUGCUCUAUAUCUCCAAAACCCCUUAAAAGGAUCUCCAUAAAACUUAUCAAGACAAUGUGCAGAACUCAUGGGUCAGCCAUGUUGGCUCGAGGUUAAGGUCACAUAUCUCAAUGUCAAAGGUUCAAGCUCAGUAUCUCCUGAACCCCUUAAAGGAUUUUCAUGACUUUGGGUCAAAUGAUCACCUUAUCAAGACCAUGUGCAGAACUCAUGAGUCAGCCAUGUUCACUCAAGGUAAAGGUCACAGCUCACAGUAAAAAGUUUACGCCUUCCAUUUUGUGUCUGCCCGGUAUCUCCUAAAUCUCUUAAUACAUGUAUAAAUUCAAAUUACAAUGUAGUUGAUUUUGUCAUACAUGGACUACAAAAUAUACUUAACAACGUCAGUGCUUCCACCCAAUAGCUAGAUAGAUAGAUUUAUUCAGGUAUAAGAUCAUAUACACAAUUUAAAAAUACAAAUAUUGCAUGAAAUAAGAUAUGGUUUGUAAGAUAUUUAAAACUGAGCAAACAAUUUCUAAAUCUAACAUGUGACUUACGUUCACAUAAUAUUGCAUAACACAGAUAAAAAACACGAAUACAUGGUUUUUAUCAAAGUGAUAAAAAUUGACAAUGAUUUAAUAGUAAUGAAAUAUAUAUAUAUAAAAGUUAUUUCAAAUUUAAUUAUGUUUCAUAAAUUUUCUCUGCUGAUCUUAUACCAAGGAUAACCCAUAAAGUAGCUUGAAAAGCUUUUAUUUCCAAUGCGGUCCUCAAUACCAUCAACCUUUGAUCUAUCCAUAGCAAUGGCGGGGGAUAUACAUGUAGCUGUCUUUCAGACUGCCUUGUUUUAAGGAAAUUGAUUGUUGUAAUAUUCUCUAUUUAUUUCUUAAAAACAGAAAUUUUAUUUUUAUUUUAUUAUACUACAUUGUCUGCUUAAAAUACUCAUAAUCAUGCCUUUUUUAUUAUUUUUUAUUUUAGGCAUUGAUGCAAAGUAUAUCUUGUAUGUGAACACAGUAUACUAGUGGAGUGUAACAGAUGCAGUUUAUGAAUUAUCAUGUUGAUUUUUGUCUGUUUGUUUUUAAGUAUUUUAGAUUGUUUAUAUACAGGUGAUGCAGGUCAAUUUGUAUUUAGGUUGUGAAAGUAAUAUAUUUGGGUGUCACUUAAUAAAUAGUUUUAUUUUUGUGCAAGUCUGAAAAUUGUCUUUUAUACCAGUUUUACUUAGGGCAGUGAUUGUUAAGAAUGCAAGUCCAUUAUAAUUGGAAAUAAAGUCAUACAUAUAUAUGCCUGAAGGCUUGGAUGAAUAUUUUUACACAUAGGUAUGCGUUGAUGUUUAGUGCCAUAUUUAUACCAUGUAGAUGUAUUUUGUUUUAAGUCUGUAUACAUUUUCGAUUACUGAUGUAUACAGCAUAACUUUGUUCUGUAUGUCUUACAGUAUAUAAAAUGUAAACUCAUUUUGUUUGUUUUUGAAAGACGAAUAAGCUGAUUUCUUAUUAAUCAUAUUUUGUUUUAAAAUGAUGGUAAAGUUUUUAUGCCCCUUUUGAGCAUGGUUGGGCAUAUUAAAAUCACUCUGUCCAUUUGUCAGUGUGUCCGUGUAAAUUGUUGUCCAUUUCAUAACUCUGGCAUCCAUAAAGGGAUUUAUAAAUAACUUGGCAUAAAUGUCCGCAAUAAUGAGAUGACUUGUCAUGCACAAGACCAAAACCCCUAGCUCUAAGGGUCACACUUAGAAAUCAAAGGUUAAAACAGAGUCUGUUUCGUGUCUGGUCCAAAACUCUGGUCGUCCAUAAAGGGAUUUUGAAAUAACUUGGCAUAAAUGUUCAACAUAAUGAGAUGGCAAUUUAUGCUCAUCCCCCAGAUCCCUAACUCCAAAGUCAAGGUCACACUUAGAGGUCAAAGGUUAACAGGCUUAGUUUCGUGCCUGGUCCAUAACUCAAUCCAUGAAGGGAUUUUGAAAUAACUUGAUAUUAAUGUUUCCUUUAAUGAGAUGUGUGCAGGACCAAGACCAAUAGCUCCAAGGUCAAGGUCAGACUUCCAUUUUGUGUCUGCUCUAUAUCUCCUAAACCCCUUGAAGGAUUCAUUUGAAAUUUAGGUCAAAUGAUCACCUCAUCAAGGCGAUAUGCAUAACUCAUGAGUCAGCCAUGCUGGCUCAAGAUCAAGGUCACAACUCAAGGUCAAAGGUCUGAGACUUCCAUUUUGUGUCCACUCUGUAUCUCUUAAACCCCUUGAAGGAAUUUUAUAAAACUUAGGUCAAAUGAUCACCUCAUCAAAACGAUGUGCAGAAGUUAUGAGUCAGCCAUGCCGGCUCAAGGUCAUAACUAAGGGUCAAAGGCUUGAGCCUUCCAUUUUGUGUCCACUCUGUAUCUCCUAAACGCCUUGAAGGAUUUUCAUCAAACUAAGGUCAAAUGAUCACCUUAUCAAGAACUCGAGAGUCAGCCAUGUCAACUCGAGGUCAGGGUCACAACUCAAGGUCAAAGGUUUGAGCUCUGUAUCUCCUUAACCCCUUGAAGGAUUUUUAUGAAACUUAGGUCAAAUGAUCACCUCAUCAAGACGUUGUGCAGAAUUCAUGAGUCAGCCAUGUCAGUUCAAGGUCAAGGUCACACUAAAGGUCAAAGGUUUACUCUUUCACUAUCCAUAGCACUGGCGGGGGAUUUAUCUGUCUAUCAGACUGCCUUGUUAAUUUUAUUUCUGCAGUAUCUUUUUGACACAAACUAAAAUAACAUCUCUAUUUAGGAACAGUAUAUGAUAUUUUUACCUCAACAGUAUAAUAGUUUUAGCUUUUUACUUUAGCAUAAUGACUACUUGCAUUGUUUAUUAAAAAUUGAAAUGGCAUACAAAAUGUCUGCAACUCACCUUGGAAAAUACUCUGUCAGUAUCGUUUUUUGGCAAUAGAAGUAAUCAAGAUUUUUUUUAAAGUUCCCAUUACCAACUGAGCAGUUAUGUAGAUUGAUGUAUUGAAACUUAUUAAUCCCCCGCCAUGAGUGGUGGGGGGCUAUAAAAAUGGUCUCUGUCCUUCUGUCCGUAGCACUUCCAUGUCCCCUCCAUAUCUCCUAAACCCCUUGAAGGAUUUUCAUGAAACUUGGGCCAAAUGAUCACCUCAUCAAGACAAUGUGCAGAACUCAUGAGUCAUCUAUGUCGGCUCAAGGUCAAGGUCACAACUCGAGGUCAAAUGUUUGAGCCUUCCAUUUUGUGUCCGCUCUUUAUCUCCUUAACCCCAUGAACGAAUUUUAUAAAACUUUGGUCAAAUGAUCAUCUCAUCAAGAUGAUGUGCAGAACUCAUGAGUCAGCCAUACUGACUCAAGGUAAAGGUCACAACUUAGGGUCAAAGGUUUGAGCCUUCAGUUUUGUGUCUGCUCUGUAUCUCCUUAACCCCUUGAAGGAUUUUCAUGAAACUUAGGUCAAAUGAUCACCUAAUCAAGACGAUUUGCAGAACUUAUGAGUCAGCCAUGUUGACUCAAGGUCAAGGUCACAACUCGGGGUCAAAGGUUUGAAUCUUCGAUUUUGUGUCCGCUCUGUAUCUCCCAAUCCCCCUGAAGGAUUCAUAUGAAACCUGGGUCAAGUGAUCACCUCAUCAAGACGACUAGCAGAACUCAAGAGUCAGCCAUGCAGGCUUAAGAUCAAGGUCACACCUUAGGUUCUAAGGUUUGAGCCUUCAAUUUUUGUGUCCACUCUGUAUCUCAUGAUCAACUCAUCAAGAACUCAUGAGUCAGCCAUGUCAACUCAAGGUCAAGGUCACAACUCAAAGUCAAAGGUUUGAGCUCUGUUUCUUCUAAACCCCUUAAAGGAUUUUAAUGAAACUUGGGUCAAAUAAUCACCUCAUCAAGACGAUGUGCAUAUUGUAUGAGUCAGCAAUGUCAGUUCAAGGUCAAGGUCACAGCUAAGGGUCAAAGGUUUACCCUUUCACCAUCCAUAACAGUGGCGGGGGAUUUAGCUGUCUUUCAGACUGUCUUGUUAAACUUGUUAUUAAUAAAGCUAAUCACAAGAAGAAGAGACAGCAAUGCUUUGAAAUGUGUAUUAAAACAAUUACGUUACAGCAGUACAUCACAUCGCAGCUGCAUAAUGUAUUUAUUUGAACUAGCGGCAGGGUCAUUAAGCUUUGGAGGAUUAAAUCGACUCUCACUGUGGUGAUGUAUGAAAGUCUCAGGUUCAUAUUUGCUGUUUUUUCUGCCUGAAAAGUUUUGGGCCUUUGUUUUUACUUCAGUAAUAAAGUUAUGAAAAAUA
Mercenaria mercenaria is the source of this 6303-nucleotide messenger RNA. RefSeq names its product transmembrane protein 144-like. Gene Ontology annotation, cellular component: membrane. Gene Ontology annotation, molecular function: carbohydrate transmembrane transporter activity. Gene Ontology annotation, biological process: carbohydrate transmembrane transport. The transcript has 11 exons. NCBI's taxonomy places the organism in Eukaryota, Metazoa, Mollusca, Bivalvia, Venerida, Veneridae. Bases 241 to 1497 code for a protein of 418 amino acids. The record is from RefSeq and is a predicted model, not a curated record.